CGUCAUCACGCAACAUGUCGGCAGCUGAACGAGCGCGCGAGAACACAUCAGAUUCAGGCUCUUCCCACUCCAGCCACGAAGAGUUAAUGUGUGUAAAGGGAAAACAGAUGGAAGAUGAGGGACAGCCUGCCACCUCCAGUAAAGCUUUAACAGGCAAUAGUGUAAAAUCCCCCAGCUCUGUCAUAUCAUCUCCGUCUUCAGCGUCUGGCAGAGCAAAGAUGAGCGUCUGCGGGCCGAGCAGUAAGACAGCCCCAUCUUCAUCUUUCUUCUCAUCAUCCACAGUUCUGUCUGCGGCAACCCCCCCACCCAAAAUCCACCGCGCUCGCAAGACCAUGAACAGACCUCCGUUUCCACAGAUGAAGUCUAUAGAGUCCAUGAUUCUAGCAUCCACACCCGAGAAACUUCUCAACAGCAGUAAAGCAGACACAGACACGGGAAAGAAGCGUAAAGUAGUGUUGGACUCAGACAACACAGCGCCCCCUCCAGGAACUCCAGAGAAGGUUUGCAGGCCGCAGUCAGAGCCUCAGCUGACUGUGUCUCCAGUGAUGGAGAAGGUGGAGCCAGUUGCCAUGGCGACUAAAGAGCACAGUGGUGUUUGGCUGGAGGAUCUGGAUGACGAGGCAGAUGAGGAAGAUUUCCACCUGCUGUACAACACGUAUUCUGGAGACGAUAUGAUUUACUCGGACAGCAAGUCAGAAGACGGGAUGGCAGAUGAGCAACAGGAGACGGAGCAUCUCUCUGAACAUAGCUCUGAAUCCGACCGGCCCCUCGCUGCAUACAAGAAAGCGGGUGGAGAGAGAGGCGAGUCGCCAUGGAAACGACAAGGCAAGGGUAAAGGAAGAGACAGACCGCCUGCAGGAGACACAGAGCUUGAUAAAGGUGUCGAUUCAUCCGCAGCAGGUGUUGCGACCGCAGCUACAGCGAGCAGGACAGACUACACUGAAGUUCCUCUGGAUUCUCUGGACAUUUCCGCGGGCGACAGCUUCUCUCACUCUCCAAACGCAGACGGGAGCGAUGCAGAAACGGAGCGUCUGGAGGAGCUUCCUCUGUGUAGCUGCAGGAUGGAGGCGCCGCGUGUGGAUGGAAUGGGUUCACGCUCCGGUCGAACAUGCAUGGCCAUAGAGAGCGUCAACGGAGAGUUGGUUGGCUGCACCAGUGUGAUCGUGAAGGGCGAGACGAUGCGUCCGUCCAGCCGCGUGUCUCUCAUGGUGUUGUGCGAGACACAUCGCUCUCACAUGGUCAAACAUCACUGCUGUCCAGGCUGUGGAUACUUCUGCCUGUCUGGAACGUUUCUUGAAUGUUGUCCGGAUGUUCGCAUCACUCAUCGUUUCCACCGCGGAUGCGUGUCUGUGCUGGGUGGUGGGCGGAGUCGAGCAGGAGGAGGGGGCUUCGGCCUGCUCUUCUGUCCUCACUGCGGUGAAGAUGCGUCAGAGGCCCGCGAGGUCACCAUCCCCACAGCGCCUCCUUCAGGCAGUAACGUGGUGAUGGCGAGCGCAUCAUCCACCACGGCCACGCCUUCCCUGCUCCCGUCUGCCCUCGCUGUGACGUCACGGAUGCUGAACAACGAGAAGAGAAGUGGAGAUCCGAUCAAUGCGAGGAUGCGUUGCCGUGGAGAUGUCAGAAAGGGGGCGGACCUACAACCUCCCAAUGGCACUCCCGGAGGGGGCGGGGCAGGGGACCCGGUUGCGCUGGGCGACGGAGGUGUAGACAGCGUGGGACCGUCACUUGUCCUGCCCAACGGGAAGCCCAUCUGCCCCAGCGCAAUUCCACCUGGAGACAAAAGGGCGGCGCUACAGAGAGCAAUUCUCACACAGGAAACAGAGAGGAGGAAAAAGUUGCGCUUUCACCCCCGUCAGCUCUAUCCAGCGGCCAAACAGGGUGAAGCUCAGCGGGUUCUGCUCAUGCUCAUGGAGGGCAUCGAUCCAUCGUAUCAGUCGGACUCUCAGAACCGGCGUUGUGCUCUUCAUGCGGCCGCUCAGAGGGGUCUGCUGGAGAUCUGUUACCUGCUCGUACAGGCUGGCGCUAAGGUGGACGCCCAAGAUAAGACUCUGAGGACCCCUCUGUUAGAGGCCAUAGUGAACAAUCACGUGGAGGUGGUGAAAUAUCUGAUCCAGAGCGGAGCUUGUGUUUAUCACGCUGAGGAGGACGGUUCCACUGGCCUUCAUCACGCUGCUAAACUGGGAAAUCUGGAGGUGGUGACUCUGUUACUGAGCACUGGACAGGUGGACAUUAACGCACAGGACAGCGGAGGCUGGACGCCCGUCAUCUGGGCGGCUGAACACAAACACAUGGAUGUGAUCCGAGCGCUGCUGAACAGAGGAGCGGACGUCACGCUCAGAGAUAAAGAAAUGAACGUUUGUCUGCACUGGGCGUCGUUUGCGGGCAGCGUUGAGAUCACAGAGCUGGUUCUGAACGCCGGGUGUCCUCUGUCGUCUGUGAAUCUGCACGGAGACACACCGCUACACAUCGCCGCACGAGAGGGCUUCAUCGACUGUGUCACUUUGUUUCUUUCACGGGGCGCCGACAUUGACAUUGUGAAUAAGGAGGGAGACACGCCCCUCUCUCUCGCCCGGCCUGACACGCCCGUCUGGGUGGCGCUCCAGAUAAACAGGAAGUUGCGGAGAGGAAUAGCCAAUCGUGUCGUACGCACGGAGAGGAUCAUAUGCAGUGAUGUAGCGCAAGGGUACGAGAACGUCCCCAUCCCCUGUGUCAACGGCGUGGACGAUGAAGGCUGCCCGUCUGAUUACAAAUACGUCGCAGAAAACUGCGAAACAUCUGCGAUGAACAUCGACCGCAACAUCACACACCUGCAGCACUGCAGUUGUACAGAGGACUGUUCCUCCAGUAAUUGUCUCUGUGGUCAGCUCAGCAUCCGGUGCUGGUAUGACAAGGAUCACCGUCUGCUCCAGGAGUUUAAUAAAAUCGAGCCUCCUCUCAUCUUUGAAUGUAACAUGGCCUGUUCCUGCCACAAAACCUGUAAGAACAGAGUCGUACAAGCUGGAAUCAAGGUUCGUCUCCAGUUGUAUCGCACAGAGAAGAUGGGUUGGGGUGUCAGAGCCCUUCAGGACAUCCCACAAGGGAGUUUCAUCUGCGAGUAUGUUGGGGAACUGAUCUCUGAUGCUGAGGCUGAUGUUAGAGAAGACGAUUCCUACCUCUUUGAUCUGGAUAACAAGGACGGUGAGGUGUACUGUAUCGACGCCCGUUACUAUGGUAACAUCAGCCGCUUUAUAAACCACCUGUGCGAUCCCAACAUCAUCCCCGUGCGUGUGUUCAUGCUGCAUCAGGACCUGAGGUUUCCUCGCAUCGCGUUCUUCAGCUCCAGAGAUAUUUUCACCGGACAGGAACUUGGGUUUGAUUAUGGCGACCGUUUCUGGGACAUUAAGAGCAAGUACUUCACCUGUCAGUGUGGUUCUGAGAAAUGCAAACACUCGGCGGAGGCCAUCGCUCUGGAGCACAGUCGUCUGGCCCGUCUGGAGGCGUGUCCUGAACCCGCUGCUGAAGCCACACCUCCUGUGUUAGGACACUCCUGAAACAUCACAGACACUCUUCUUUGUUUGUAUGACAGAUGCACACAUUAAAGACAUGAAGUGCUUGUAUUUUGUAUGAAGGUGAGCGUAGUGUUUUUAGCUUUGAAUGAUUUCCAGGCCGAGGAGAGAGAGAAAAUGAUGUUUUGUAGAGGCCUGUAUCAUACCACACAAAUGCUCUUGUCAGAAGUCCACCAGGAAACUGUAUUCAGAUGUGAAGUGAACCAGAAGAGGAUUGAUCAUGAAACCAAUACUGUCUUUUUUCAUACACGUGCCAUGAGAUUAUGUUUGUUUGCUUUUUUUGUGUGUAUUUGUUUUAAUAAAUACUGUUUGAUAC
Molecule: messenger RNA, 3861 nt
Organism: Triplophysa rosa
Lineage: Eukaryota; Metazoa; Chordata; Actinopteri; Cypriniformes; Nemacheilidae
Gene: ehmt2
Product: euchromatic histone-lysine N-methyltransferase 2
Exons: 28
Coding region: 15-3530 (1171 amino acids)
Cellular component (GO): nucleus
Molecular function (GO): histone methyltransferase activity; zinc ion binding; p53 binding
Source: RefSeq, a predicted model, not a curated record